Molecule: messenger RNA, 636 nt
Organism: Drosophila albomicans
Lineage: Eukaryota; Metazoa; Arthropoda; Insecta; Diptera; Drosophilidae
Product: U-Kazal-Dg21.2
Exons: 3
Coding region: 47-274 (75 amino acids)
Molecular function (GO): protein binding
Source: RefSeq, a predicted model, not a curated record
GUCAUUAUUAAAAAAUUUCAUACAGCGAGAAAGUCAUAACCCUAGAAUGAAAAGUGCACAAACUUUUGAUUAUAAGCUAACAGUGGUUACAUUUCUAACUGUUAUAAGUAUUAUAUAUGGACAGUUAUCUACAAUAGAAGUGCCAAAUAAAUGUCACGAUGUCUGUCCUACCGGAUAUCGCGUUGUUUGUGGAUUCCACAAUGGAUACUUGCGAACGUUUGCCAGCAGUUGUGUGAUGCGAAUGUAUAACUGCAAGUACCAAAAAGGCAUGUGAAUUUAUUAGCAAUGAAGAUUUACGAAAGUUAGAGCUUUAAAAGCGACACGGAUGCAAUAUGAAAAUACCGCUAGAUGGCGCUACAAUCUACGGCGCAUGCGUUGCAAACAUUUUUUGUUGGCUGUGGCUUAAAGUCGUCAAGAUAUACUAACAUACAUAUUUACAUAUAAUCACAUACGUGCUAAUGUUUUAUGUGAAACAUCUGAGUAAAUUACAUUAGCAUAACUAAAACAUAAUUAAUUAAAUUUAAACGAUAACUUACCGACUCUAAAACAUCAAGUAUACAAAUAUUGCAAACGUUAACAUCAGUAUUUAAGUUAAGCAAGGAAGCUAAGUGGUUAAGAUAUUUGAAUGUAAGUAUA